Messenger RNA from Peniophora sp. CBMAI 1063, 615 nucleotides. The record is from the annotation of a GenBank genome assembly. NCBI's taxonomy places the organism in Eukaryota, Fungi, Basidiomycota, Agaricomycetes, Russulales, Peniophoraceae.
AUGUUCAAGUCCGUUGCUGCUGUUGUCCUCGCCUCUGCAUGCGCCGCCAGCGCGAAGAACAUCUACAUCCAGGUGGCUAACAACGUCUCGGCGACGAAUGGCACGAGCGUCUUCACGCCCCAAACUGUGACAGCGAAGCUCGGUGACAUCGUCUUCUUCAACUUCACCGAGGGGAACCACACGGCGACGCAGUCGACCUUUGACGCGCCCUGCCUCUCCGCCCACGAGCACAACAUCUCGCUCAACGGCUUCGACUCGGGCUUCCAGGUCGUGCCCAACAACUCAUUCCUGCAGUCGUCGGUCCCGAUCCUCGAGUCGAACGUCAACACGACCUUCUGGUUCUUCGACUACAACACUUGCGGCAUCGGUGGUGUCGGCGCCAUCAACUUCAACGCCAGCAGCACCGAGACGAUUGAGGGCUUCGUUCGCAACGCUGAGCGCCUGAACGGCACCAGCGCUACGUCGACCUCCGCAAGCCCUUCCUCGACGUCGCCGUCCAGCACUGGCUCUUCUGCCUCGUCGACCACCACUUCGUCGUCGAGCGGUGCUGAGCAGAUCACUCUUGCCAACGUCGCUUUCGUGGCCCCUCUCCUCCUCGCUGGCCUCGUGCUCUAA